AUGGCAAUUAAAACUUUGAACAUAGCCAAAGAAAAGAAAGGUGAUCUACAUGAAGUAUUACAGUACGAUCUUACAAGGUAUAGUCCUCUGUUUGAUGGCCUGCUUAUGGAGAAGCCCAGAAAACAUGAAAUGUGCGGAGAAGUUGAAAGCCGUGCAAAGCUAACAGAAGACGAUUACAACUACCUUCCAGGUGAAAACAAUGCUGUUGUUAUUGACUUUAUGUCUUACAUCAGAGGCCAGAGUCUUGACAAGGCAGUUCAAGAGCCUUCCGCGCCACUUUGUUUUAAUCUAACCUGGAAGCAUGUCUCUUGGACAUUCGGUUCCAUGAUUGCUGAAGCUUUUGCAAGAAUUUUGAAGAACAACCCUACUGCCGAGUUGAUUCAUAUCAUAUUUGAUAGCUAUCUUGACUUAUCUCUAAAGAGUGGUGAACGACGAAUAAGGCUUGCUGAGGCUAAGGGUGUGAUCAGAGUUGCCAUGAUCAACGAAAACACAAAGUCGACAAGGACUACACAAACUGUAUCUCCAGAAGGGCCGAGGGAGCAACAAAAAGAUGUUUCCUAUACAUACAAUGUAUUUGAACCUGGGGGAACAAUUCUGCAAGACUCUACUGAAGGCCCACUUGGGGACGGGGGCGGACUACCUAAGAGAGUCAAGGCGGAGAAGAUAACAGACACUGGUUUUGCAGAUGACAUUGCUCUGAUAGCAGAUACUGUAAAGGAGGCAGAGAUGCUGAUGCUAGAGGUAGAAAGAGUUGCUGCUACAGUGGGACUUAAAAUGAAUGAAGGGAAAACCAAAUUCAUUUCUCAGAACAUCGAGAACCCUGAUACCAUCAAGUCCCUGGGUAACAACUCAAUAGAGCACGUGGAAGACUUUGCCUAUCUUGGUUCUAGAAUCAGAGACAGUGAGAGUGAUAUCAGGCCUGAUAACCAGUACGCGAUGGCUCUAGAGGUUGCCGCUGGGGGGAGGUUGUAUAACGUGGUGACAGACAACGAGGACACCAGUGCUCUGCUCAUCAAACACGGCCAACUCCGCAGAAGGUACGUCAUGAUACCCCUCAACAAGAUCCGCAGCAAUGUUAUAGACAGGGAGGUGGUUAACAGUGCCAAGAGACUGGUCGGUGGGGACAACUGUCACCUAGCUCUGGACGUCAUCCAAUUUGAUAAACAGGUGGAACCGGCCAUGAAGUUCUGUUUUGGAGGGGUUCUCAUCUGUAAAACUAAGGAGCAAGCUAAGAAAGUAGCAUUCGACAAGUCAGUGAAGAGGAAGGUUAUUACUCUGGAGGGAGAUGUAUACGAUCCGGCAGGUACUCUAACGGGAGGGUCCAGGAACACUUCUAGAUGUGUUCUUAAAGAACUCUCUGCCUGCAAACAGUCCAGAUCUGAUCUCACUCAGUACAAAGAGCAGUACAGACAGGUAGAGGGAGAGUUGAGUAAAAUGGAAAGAGUUGUCCACGAGUGGGAGGAACUGACAGGUCAGCUGAGGCUGAAGAAGCACGAGCGUGAUUUAUUAGAAGAAAGAUUGAAGCAGACCUCUCAUUACAAGGACAUAGAGGAGUUGAGGAGGACUAAGGAGGAACUGGCAAAGCAAAAGGAAAUUGUGGAUAAUUUUAACGACAAAGAAAAGAGUCUCUUAAAGAAGUGCGCGGAAGUGGAAGCUAAGAUGAAGAACUUCAAAUCUGAACAAGAGAAAGAACUGAAGAAGUCGGAGAAGAGGAUAUUAGACGCAAAGAGUAAAUUGAGCAAGUGUUCGAAGGAGGCGAAAGCAAAGGUGAACAAGUUGAAAGAACUAGAGUUGGAGGUGAGCAGUGAGCUAGCUAAGGAGUUGGAGGGUCUGCGAGAGCAGCUGCCUAAGUGCGAGGAGGCUAUAGCUGCUGCUCAGGAGCUUGUGGAGGGAGCCCAGUUAAAGCUGACUGAGUGCGCGGCGGUGAGGGAGGCACUGGCUGCUGAACUUGGGGCUCAGCGUGAACUGAUACAACAGUGUUCUGCUGAGAUAGAGAACUUUGUGAAGGAGCAGAAAGCAGCGGAGAAGCUGAUAAGUAGCUGCGGGAUAAAGCUGAAGGAGCUGACUCACAAGCUGAGUAAACUGAACAAGGAAGCGAGCGAAGCAAAGCAGCAGGUCCAGUAUUACCUCAACAACUAUGAGUGGAUUGCUUCUGAAAAACAGUACUUCGGACAGAGGGACACUGCCUACGACUUUGAGAAACAGGACCUGAAAGAAAGUGAUAAGAAGUUGGAGCGUCUGAAGGCAAGUAAAGAGAAACUGUCCAAGAAUGUGAACAUGAGAGCAAUGCACCUGCUAGUAGAUGUAACCAUGGUAACUAACAUGAGAGCAAUGCACCUGCUAGGGGAGGCGGAGAAACGGUACAUCGACCUGGUGAAAAGGAAGGACAUUGUGACUAACGACAAGCACAAGAUAAACAAGGUGAUCAAGGAGCUGGACGAGAAGAAGAACAGAGCAGUCAGGAGAGCCUGGGAGCAGGUGAACAAGGAUUUCGGCUCUAUAUUCUCUACGCUGCUUCCUGGAGCGAGGGUUAAACUGCAGACUUUGGAGGGGAGACCUGUUACUGAUGGUUUAGAAGUCAAGGUUGGGUUCGGUGAGGUAUGGAAAGAGUCACUAACCGAACUGAGCGGUGGACAGAGAUCUUUAGUGGCCCUCUCUCUUAUCUUAUCUCUUCUUCUCUUCAAACCCGCUCCUCUAUACAUUCUAGACGAGGUGGACGCAGCGCUAGACUUGUCCCACACUCAGAACAUCGGACAGAUGUUGAGGGCUCACUUCAAACAUUCUCAAUUCGUCGUGGUCUCCCUCAAAGAUGGCAUGUUCCAGAAUGCUAACGUUCUCUUCAGGACGAAGUUUGUUGACGGAGUAUCAGCUGUUACACGACACACUCAACAUUCCUCCACAAAACCUGCUCCUUCUGAGAAAGAGAAUAUUCAGCCACUCGUUAAGAAAAAUAAAAAACAAAAGGUUUAGUUA
Messenger RNA from Bolinopsis microptera, 2973 nucleotides. RefSeq names its product structural maintenance of chromosomes protein 2-like. Gene Ontology annotation, cellular component: chromosome. Bases 1 to 2970 code for a protein of 989 amino acids. The record is from RefSeq and is a predicted model, not a curated record. Lineage: Eukaryota; Metazoa; Ctenophora; Tentaculata; Lobata; Bolinopsidae. The transcript is spliced from 9 exons. Gene Ontology annotation, molecular function: protein binding; ATP binding. Gene Ontology annotation, biological process: chromosome organization.